Pseudoliparis swirei is the source of this 1190-nucleotide messenger RNA. RefSeq lists its product as uncharacterized. Bases 1 to 627 code for a protein of 208 amino acids. The transcript is spliced from 2 exons. Gene Ontology annotation, biological process: defense response to virus. Gene Ontology annotation, cellular component: cytosol. Lineage: Eukaryota; Metazoa; Chordata; Actinopteri; Perciformes; Liparidae. The record is from RefSeq and is a predicted model, not a curated record. Gene Ontology annotation, molecular function: protein binding.
AUGUCUGGGAACUUGACCGACCAGCUGGACCGUGAUCUGGCGAGAAAUCUCAUCAGCAGCUGCAAUGGCAUGAAAAAGAUACUAAGGGUUUACAGUAACUACGUAUCUAUUGAUGAGGCCAUUGCUCUGGCAGAGGAGGCUCUGGAACUCCAUCCAGAGAAGCGCUAUCUGAAGAGAUGUGCUGCACUCUGUCUGAAAUGGAAGAUCCUUUUUUUCAGGGACAGUCACACAAAGCAAAGCAUGAUAGACAGAGCAGUCAGUCUCCAUGAGGAGGUGAUUUCUCUCUACCCUUAUUUUUCACUUGUGGAGAAAAUAGACCUUGCAAAUAUACACGCAAAGUCAAAUAAUGGCAUGGAUAAAGCUGACCAGAUGUACCAGGACCUGCUAAUAUUGGAUCUGGAACCGGUAGAGAAACAGCUCCUCUACUACAAAUACGCAACAUAUUUACACUUCGAUCGAAAAGAUUACGACCAGUCAGUACGGUACCACAUGAAGGUGGCAGAGAUACCGGUACAAUCCAUCUAUCGUGAGAACAGCAUCAAAGUUCUGGAGAAGUUCAAAAAUAAAAGCCGGAACCGAAAGGGUAGAGAAAUAGAGAAGUUUCUGGAAAACUUGCAAGAGCCAUAGUGUUUUUUUAUUUUUACAACACUGAUCCUAGUUCUGGAAACAAAAGGUAUUGUUAAAGAAAAAUCUGAAAAUACUUAUACAUUGAUUAGUUGUGUCCUUUAGUGGCAGAAGUUUUUACAGGUUUUUAGUUAAUGGGGGGGAAAAGGCUUUAAAAAACUAUAUAUAAAAAAAUAUUGUCAUUUGUAUCACAGGCUGAUCAUUCAAUAUACCACGGGUCUUUUAAAUAACAUCCACUGUGACAUGUUUAAAGUCAUUAUCAUAAUUAUAUAUUACUUGGUUUAUUGCAAUAGAUCUUGAUCAUAUGUCGUGUUUGUUAUAUUCCUGUUAUGUGUUGUUUCCUCUCUUAGCACUGAAUGUCACGUAAGAGCAUUUAUACUUCUACAGAACAUGAAAUCUGCUUUGCUGUAUGUAAAAUAUUGUAGUAAAUUAGUCAAUUUGAUGCACGCUGUAAACUGAAUAUUAGAGCCAGAUGAGUGUAUGGAUUAAAAGUAUGUCAAGCUGUGUCUCAGUUGUACACAGUUGCCUACCAAUACUAUUAAAUAUAAAAUGUGUACACAAGGAAA